AUCACAUCCUAAAAACUAUUAACUUAUUUAUUGUUUUUUAUUUGUGUUUAAUAACUAUUCACGAAGAAGCAUAAGCACUUUUGGCGAUGACGAUGCGCGUGUUUUUCCACGUAUCGGGCAACAUCGCCGGCGACCCGACUCAUUGCCGCCGGUUGCAAUAUCACUCAUGAAAACGUAAUUUCUGAAACGAGAAGAGUCUCUGUCCGUCGUUUACGUCCUCCACGGUCGUUUCCGCGUUAAUCCCUUUCCAAGAAUUGGGAUGAAGAAGGCGUCACCUGUGACGUUGGAUCACGUGCUUCUGGCGUCGCAGGAGACGAAGGAGGCGCGUGAGGUGCGGAUUCGGAACCUCUUCGAAUUCUUCGACAGAGAGAAUCGCGGGUUCUUGGACUACGCGCUCAUCGAGGCGGGUCUCUCGGCGCUUCAGAUUCCGUCGGAGUACAAGUACGCGAAGGAUUUGUUGAACGCUUGCGAUGCGAACAAUGAUGGGAGAGUGGAUUUCCAAGAGUUCAGGAGGUACAUGGACGACAAGGAGUUGGAGAUUUACAGCAUUUUUCAGGCCAUCGAUGUAGCACACAAUGGCUGCAUUUUGCCGGAGGAGCUUUGGGAGGCUCUCGUAAAAGCAGGGAUAAAGAUUGAUGAUGAGGAACUUGCCCGUUUUGUUGAGCAUGUUGAUAAGGAUAAUAAUGGUGUUAUAACAUUUGAAGAAUGGAGGGAUUUUCUGCUGCUUUACCCUCACGAGGCAACUAUCGAGAACAUUUACCAUUAUUUGGAGCGGCUAUGUAUGGUUGAUAUUGGGGAACAGUCUGUUAUUCCAGCAGGCAUUAGUAAGCACAUUCAUGCCAGUAGGUAUCUGAUUGCAGGAGGAGUAGCAGGUGCUACAUCACGCACAGCAACUGCACCACUUGAUCGUCUAAAGGUUGUAAUGCAAGUCCAAACAACACGAGCUCAGAUAAUGCCUGCGAUAAAAGCUAUAUGGAGAGAAGGUGGUUUAUUAGGAUUUUUUCGAGGGAAUGGCUUAAAUGUUCUAAAGGUUGCCCCUGAGAGUGCCAUUAGAUUUUAUAGCUAUGAGAUGUUGAAGACCUUUAUUGUAAGGGCCAAAGGGGAAGAGACACAGGCUAAUAUUGGACCUAUGGGGCGGCUAUUAGCUGGUGGUAUUGCUGGUGCUAUAGCUCAAACUGUAAUAUAUCCCAUGGAUCUUGUUAAAACGCGACUGCAAACCUAUGCUUGUGAAAGCAGACGAAUUCCUAGUCUUGGAACCCUUUCAAAAGAAAUUUGGCUUCAGGAGGGACCCCGAGCAUUUUACAGGGGAUUGGUUCCUUCUCUUCUUGGGAUUAUCCCUUAUGCUGGUAUAGAUCUCGCUGCGUAUGAAACCUUGAAGGAUAUGUCCAAGCAGUAUAUUAUUCGUGAUGGAGAACCUGGCCCUCUAGUGCAAUUGGGAUGUGGGACUGUAUCCGGGGCUGUUGGAGCAACGUGCGUUUACCCACUACAGGUGGUUAGAACAAGAAUGCAGGCUCAACGCUCUUAUAAGGGAAUGGGUGAUGUAUUCAGGAAAACCUAUAAAAAUGAAGGCUUUAAGGGAUUCUACAAAGGAAUAUUUCCUACCUUACUCAAGGUUGUACCCUCAGCAAGUUUCACCUACUUGGUUUAUGAGAGUACGAAAAAAAGUUUGCAUUUGGAGUGAAGAAAUUUCUUGCAUGGUAAUUAAUCUUAUUGACAUGGCUGACCGUUGGCAACUAUACAUUAGGAAUGGUUUUGCAGUGAAGAUAUUGAUUACAAGAAUAAAAUCAACAAUUGCUUAUUGUGACAAUUGUCUAUAUCCAUUAUUUUUUAAAUAGCAGUAAAUCCUUCAAAAUUCUUAGGAGGACAAAAUUGGUUUGUCCGGCUUGGUUCUUCAUUAAACUAAAAUGAAGUUUCAUAUAUCUAUUAGCUCAUUUUUGUAUGAUAGAGAAGCACACUGUACUCAGUUAGGAUCCAAUUUUGUAAUUGUAAUUUUGUAAUUGUAAUUAUUUAGUGGCUCAUAUUGAUCA
This is a messenger RNA of Vigna umbellata (rice bean), 2027 nucleotides long. Its product is annotated as calcium-dependent mitochondrial ATP-magnesium/phosphate carrier protein 2-like. Lineage: Eukaryota; Viridiplantae; Streptophyta; Magnoliopsida; Fabales; Fabaceae. The record is from RefSeq and is a predicted model, not a curated record. Gene Ontology annotation, biological process: transmembrane transport. Gene Ontology annotation, molecular function: calcium ion binding.